Molecule: messenger RNA, 2624 nt
Organism: Aquila chrysaetos chrysaetos
Lineage: Eukaryota; Metazoa; Chordata; Aves; Accipitriformes; Accipitridae
Gene: CAPSL
Product: calcyphosine like
Exons: 5
Coding region: 257-883 (208 amino acids)
Molecular function (GO): calcium ion binding
Source: RefSeq, a predicted model, not a curated record
UUGGAGACUGGCUGGUAAACUCCAGGCCUCCCAAAAAAGCGGGGGGGGCAAGGCAGCCGGGUGUGUAAACAAGUAAACGGAGAUGAACAAGGAAGCUCUGCAGUGAGCCCGUGGCCCUGCGUCCCCUCCACUUGCCGCCUGAGCCCAGCCAGAUCCCGGGGGGGAGCGGGGAGGCAGGUGGGGCACAACGCCGUCCCAGCCCCCCAACACCUCCCAGGUCCUGGGUGGAAAGCCCGGGUGCAGGAUAGCAUUGCAGAUGCCGGGCACAGCAAGGCAUGACCGAGAGAUGGCAAUCCAGGCCAAAAGAAACCUCUCUAAAACCACCGACCCCGUAGAAAGACUUCGCCUGCAGUGUUUAGCAAGGGGAUCUGCAGGCAUCAAAGGACUUGGCAGAGUAUUUCGCAUUAUGGAUGAUGACAACAGCAGGACCCUUGAUUUCAAAGAGUUUGUGAAAGGACUAAAUGAUUAUGCUGUGAUGAUAGACAAGGAAGAAGCACAAGCGAUUUUCCGGAUAUUUGAUAAAGAUGGCAGUGGAACAAUUGAUUUUGAUGAAUUUCUUAUUACACUGAGACCUCCCAUGUCGAAUGCAAGAAAAGAGAUCAUCAUGCAGGCAUUUAGGAAGUUAGAUAAGACUGGAGAUGGUGUCAUAACAAUUGAAGACUUACGGGGGGUGUAUAAUGCAAAGCAUCAUCCCAAAUACCAAAACGGAGACUGGACAGAAGAUCAAGUUUUUAGGGCCUUUCUGGAUAAUUUUGAUUCACCCUAUGACAAAGAUGGGAAGGUCACAACAGAAGAGUUCAUGAACUACUAUGCAGGAGUCAGCGCUUCAAUAGACACAGAUGUCUAUUUUAUCAUCAUGAUGAAGAAUGCUUGGAAACUCUGAUCAUAUGAUUAAAGGAGCAAGACUUUACUUCCACCUUUUGUAGGUUCCCAUGAUUAAGUAUAUGCACAACAACACGCUCAUUUUCCAUAACAGCUUGCAGUAACUGUGCCAAUUACAGUCAAUCUGCAGAAAUAAUUCCCCGAUGCUUCAGUAGGCUAAGCCUCAGGGGAUCAGAGCAUAAUCAGAGAGCAGAUCUGGUAUCCAGCCACUCUGCAGAUCUGUCCCUUUCCUCCCUGCAUCCCUGACAUGUCUUGUCUUUUCUGAGGCAAGCUGCUCCUUUCUUCUCAGACAUCCGCAGUAUCUCCCCGUGGCUCCUGAACGUACCCCCUCCUCCAGUGUUAGAGACACCUCUGUUUGACAGAGGAUGCAAGAGGGGGAAACCGAAAUAUUCUGGAAGGGUGGUGGUCUGGGGCAGACUAUUGUAAAUGUGAGGAUGCCUGUCCCAGGAGGGUCACACAGCCCUCUCGCCUGUAGCACUGCAGCAUCUCUUGGCUUCUUGGGUCUCACUUGUGGGACAGAGCAACUGCUCAGCUCUCUGCUGGGAUCACGUGAGUUCCCAGUGCUGGGAGGCUGGAGGGACAAACAAGUCAAGAAGGGGAGGGACAGACCAGAAUAAAUGUAAAAUGCUCUUUAAAGCUCUGUUUUCUCGCUGGCUUACAACUCAGCAUACAGGCAUCUUUCCUAGGCAUGCCUUCUUUCAAAGCUCUGUGGGCCUGCUUAUAGCUUUUUUCCCCUCCUUUGAUUUCUUUCUUUCUGUACUGUGAGAUGAUCUCACUAAUAUUUUUCUUUAAAGGGCAUAUGUGCGUUACAGUAUUUUCUUCUCACUGUUCCUGGAACAUUUACUGGUCUGGUAGCUGUUGUCUCCACACACCUACAUCGAAAGUUGCUUACUACUUUUUGUAUUUAUACUGGCUUAUGAUCAAGCUAUGCCUUCAGGGAACUUUCUGGCAACUCAAAAACUUGUAACAUUCUUGUCUUGUCAUCUUCUGUUUCCAAUGCUGAAAAACGGAUGGGAACCUGCCCUUCUGGUCACACCAAUGAGGCUGUCUCAGUUCUGAGAUCUUCUGUUCUUUCCCCAUACAGAGAGUGGGGAAAUGGUGCACAAAAGAAACUGUAAAAAAAAAAAAAAAAAGGAAAAGAAAAAAGAAGGGAGGGGUGGUGGGGGUGCUGUCUAAUUACUCCUGCCUUGAUUCCUUUUUCUUUUUCUUUCAUCUUCUUUCUGCUUCUCUCACAUCAUUGUACUGCCCUCCCAGACUGAGAUGCUGCUGCUGUAGCAAAGAGUAAGUGGCUUGUGUAUGGCUGCAUUUGCUCUGUUUCAGGCUGGCAGCCAACCGAAAACAGUAUAGGCUUAUAGUCUGGGCUUUCAAAAGAGCUUGACUGUUGAAGUCUCAGGUCUUACUUAGCCUGGGCUGCUAACAGUACAAACACUGAAGUCCUGAGUGCUUGCUGCUCUGGUCCUGUGCAAACUCUGCUUUUGUUUUGUCUGGCUGUGAUCUUGGUACAAGCAAUAGCUGCUUGAAAUUCCUUAGCAAAGGCUGUGCAAACUCAGUUAUCUUCUUUGAUCUGUAAGCCUCCAGAAACUUGCAUACUGGCUGACACUGGAAACUGGUGGAAAGAGUCUCUUUAUGAUUGCCAUUGAUCAUAAGAGGAGCCUUUAUGUACUGCGAUGCUACUGAAGUGCCAACAUACCUUAUAUGAAAAACAGACUUACUAUCAAAUAGAGGCUGUACAAGUCCUGGCA